Molecule: messenger RNA, 639 nt
Organism: Bipolaris zeicola 26-R-13
Lineage: Eukaryota; Fungi; Ascomycota; Dothideomycetes; Pleosporales; Pleosporaceae
Exons: 2
Coding region: 1-639 (212 amino acids)
Cellular component (GO): extracellular region
Source: RefSeq, a predicted model, not a curated record
AUGCGUUUCACACUCAUCACCCUAACCUCCCUCCUCGCCCUCAGUACCGCAAUCGCCCUGCCUCAACCCCAACUCGGCGGCGGUCUCCUCGGCGGCAUCGGAGGAGGUGAAGGCGGCGGCGAGGGCGGAGGCGAGGGCGGAGGCGAGGGCGGCGGCGAAGGAGGCCAAGGUGGCCAGCAAGGAGAAGGAGGUUUAUAUUAUGGCCAGCAAGGAGGCCAACAAGGUGGUGGCCAGCAAGAAGGAGGCCAGCAGGGCGGCGAAGAAGAUUCAUAUGGUCAGCCAGGGGGCCAGCAAGGCGGCGAAGAAGAUUCAUAUGGUCAGCCAGGAGGCCAGCAAGGCGGACAGCAAGGAGGACAAGGCCAACACGGCGGUCAACACGGCGGUCAACACGGUCACGGUCACGGCCAAGGCGGCAUCUGCGGUUCCUCAUCUCCCCUCUGCUGCCAAACCGGUUUACUCGGUGUAUCCAACUGUGCUAGUGCCGGUGCCGUCGCCACUCCCGACGCCUUCAACGCCCAAUGCGCCCAAAACGGUCUCUCAGCCCAAUGCUGCAUUUUGCCGCUUGGCGGCCUGGGCAACCUCGGUGGUGAUGGGUUGAUUUGCACGGCGCUUUUGCUGCUUGGGCUCGGCGUCAUCUAG